CCUCCUCCUUUCUCUCCUCCCCGGCCAGCCAGGAGCCACGUCACCCAGCGCUGCUCCGGAGCUGCUGAGAGGACAAAACCCAACUUCGCUCAGGCCCUGCACGGAAGGGAAAGGCGGCAACGGGGACGCAGUUCUGGGAGGGAGAAAAUCCAGGGACAUCAGGGCAGGGGACGUGGAGCCUUGGGAGGGCACAGAGAAGAGAGCUCUGGGAAAAGAGAAAGUUCAGCCGGAGGAGAGCGCAGGCUCUGCUGAAGACGGAGCUCCCCGCGGGGUUUUACAGCCGCCCUCGCCCACCGCCGCCAUGAACAUCUUCCGCAUCCUGGGGGACGUCUCCCACUUGCUGGCCAUCAUCAUCCUGCUGGUGAAGAUCCACAGGUCCAAGUCCUGCGCUGGAAUCUCAGGGAAAAGCCAGAUUCUCUUUGCCCUCGUCUUCACUACCCGCUACCUGGACCUGUUCACAACCUUCAUCUCCCUCUACAACACCGUGAUGAAGGUCAUUUUUUUGAUAUGUGCCUACGUCACCGUGUACAUGAUCUACGUGAAAUUCCGGAAAACAUUUGACAGUGAGAACGACUCCUUUCGCCUGGAGUUCCUCCUGGUCCCCGUCACAGGCCUGUCCUUCCUGGAGAACCACAGCUUCACCCCCCUGGAGAUACUCUGGACCUUCUCCAUCUACCUGGAGUCCGUAGCUAUCCUCCCUCAGCUCUUCAUGAUCAGCAAGACGGGGGAAGCAGAGACCAUCACGACACACUACCUUUUCUUCCUGGGCCUCUAUCGCGCCCUCUACAUCGCCAACUGGGUCUGGCGCUACCAUACUGAGAAGUUCUACGACCAGAUCGCCGUGGUCUCUGGCGUGGUCCAAACCAUUUUCUACUGCGACUUCUUCUAUCUCUAUGUUACCAAAGUCCUAAAAGGAAAGAAGCUAAGCCUUCCAAUGCCUGUUUGAAGCAGUUUCCAGACAACGCCAGACGUUCCAAAGAUGAAACUCUUUUGACCGCAGCUUUCCUUUUCCUGGCCCUUGUUGACUGAAGAACAGCUCAGCUGAGCUUCGCUCCAGCGCCAGGAAGACAGCGAGGCCGGGACAGCUGGUACGCUCGUCACCUGGAUGAGACUCUCCCUCCAUUUUGUUGCUUCUUCUUACUUGAAAUUGGUGCUAAUAAGUAGUGCUGGCCAAUAUUAAGAAGCGCAGAUCAUUCUCUCCCUGUCCCCUUAGCACUCACCUCUGUAACAUGCCUCUACCUUACCCUGAGGCACCACAAGAAGUAAAAGGGAAAUUGUCACUGUCCUUCAGUCCCCCCCACAAACACUACAGUAAAGAGGUAUUACCAAGUCUGAUAAAACAGACAAAGGUCGCUGGCCCACAUGUGCAAUCACAGAAUAUCCCAAGUUGGAUUGGACCAGUAAGGACUGAGCCUCACUCCUGGCUCCACACAGGACCACCCAAAAUCCAACAGUGCAUCAACUACCACCCUCCCAAAAAUUAACUCCGCUUGAACCCAUCUAUUCAGGUCCACAUUACCUUCGUGUGGCAAGAAUCCUCCAUUCCACAGGUAUGCCAGCACCCCCCCACUCACCCACCUCCAGCGAGGGCUCCUCACAUUCUACACAUGGGGGACAUUUCCAUUACAAUUCAGAGGGUCGCCAACAGAUGUUCCCAACCCCUCGGAUUUGACUUCUUUUAAGAACGGGGGCAAAUGUCGUUUUAUGCUCCAAAAAUAAAGACAAAGUUCACAA
Numida meleagris (helmeted guineafowl) is the source of this 1734-nucleotide messenger RNA. It is a transcript of the gene KDELR3, whose product is annotated as KDEL endoplasmic reticulum protein retention receptor 3. Gene Ontology annotation, molecular function: ER lumen protein retrieval receptor activity. Bases 302 to 946 code for a protein of 214 amino acids. Gene Ontology annotation, cellular component: cis-Golgi network; membrane; endoplasmic reticulum. Gene Ontology annotation, biological process: endoplasmic reticulum to Golgi vesicle-mediated transport; protein retention in ER lumen. NCBI's taxonomy places the organism in Eukaryota, Metazoa, Chordata, Aves, Galliformes, Numididae. The transcript has 5 exons. The record is from RefSeq and is a predicted model, not a curated record.